UGCCAAAGUUGCUUUAUUUUCAGCAAACAGCACACUCUUGCAGCUCAUAUGAGUUCAAUAAUUGUUUUUUGUUCCGUAUAUUUAUUUUCCGAGUAUUGUGUAUAUUUUAUUGACUGGAUAAAGUCCAAUACAUUUUAAUAAUGUAUGAUAAGACAUAAUAUAGAUCGUACAACAUAACAUAUUAAAACGAAAGUAACGACCCCGAUUUAAAAAUGUAAGGAGUAGAAAAUACAGAUAUUUGUGUAAAAGUAAAGUUUUCAGAAAAACAAAUAGUGGAGUAAAGUACUGAUACCAGCAAAACCUACUUGCGUACAGCAACAAAGUAUUUUUACUUCGUUACUUCCCAUCUCUGUUAGUGCUGAAUACUGAAUUAAAGAGCCGAGUGAGACAUUUAAAUAGCAUUUAUCUCUUCUUUCUGUUAAUAUUAGUUCUUCCAAAAAUGAGAAGUCAUUCAUAUUGACUCUUCUGCUAUUAUUCUAAUCACUAAAAUUAUAUAACAACAAGCCAAAGAGUUUAUGGUCUCCAGCUGUUUGAGAUCCUAAUGUUUACGUUCAUAUAAUUAUCAAUCACCUGUUUCUAAUGGGCUGUCUCUAAAAGUGAGGGUGACGUAUCCCCCCCGGUUGCAACGCCACUGAUGGUCUUCAAUGAUUUCCAUAGUAGGACCGUGUCCAAACACAGAGGAAAACACCCGCUGAAGUGAAUGAUCUCCGCGACACACUAUUAUAAAGAUGGAGUUCAUUAAAGAGGAGAGGGAAGACGUGAAGAUUGAAGAAAUAAUAGUCAAACGAGAAGAUGCUGAGGAACAAACAGACCUGAAGCCAUUUGUGUGUGAUCAGUGUGAAAAGAGCUUCUCAAGCAGAGAAUCCUUGAAUACUCAUACGGGUAGUCACUGUGGAGAGAAACAGCACUCCUGCAAACUGUGUGGAAAAACUUUUCCAUUAAAACAAUAUCUGGAUUCUCACAUGAGCUUUCACGCUGGAGUCUUGUCUUUCAUAUGCUACGAGUGUGAAAAAGGUUUCAAACUUAAAAGCACCUUUAAAAAGCACAUGCUAACACACUUUAUAGAUGGCUUUUUUACAUGCCAGCUGUGUGGAAGGAAAUUCAAUACAUGGGGAUACUUCGAGCGGCACAGGAGAGUUCACACCGGAGAAAAACCUUUCAGCUGCCAACAGUGUCCAAAGACUUUUGCUCGAAAAGAACAACUCAAGCUCCACAUGAGAGUUCACACCGGAGAGAAACCCUUCACCUGCCAACAAUGUGGAAAAAGUUUUGCUCAAACAGGACAACUUAAAAUCCACUCCACUGUUCACACAGGAGAGAAGCCUUUCAUCUGCCAAGAGUGCGGAAGGGGUUUUUCUCAAGCUCAGAACCUUAAAAUCCACAUGAGAAUUCACACCGGAGAGAAGCUUUUCAUCUGCCAAGAGUGUGGGAAGAGUUUCAGACAACUAGGGGGUCUUUCAGUCCACAUGAGCAUUCACACCGGAGAAAAACCUUACAGCUGCCAACAGUGCGGAUGGAGUUUCAGGGUAAAAACGAACCUUACAGCGCACAUGUUCGUUCACACUGGAGAAAAGAAUUUCACCUGCCACGUGUGUGGUGUGAGUUUCAGAGCUAAAAAAACACUUUCUUCCCAUUUGAGAAUUCACGAGUCAUCAGAGCGAGAAGAAUUCACAUGUCGACCUGAAUGUUUGAUUGACUAAACCGUAAACGUUCAAUAAAAUGGCGAAAUUCA
Danio aesculapii is the source of this 1732-nucleotide messenger RNA. RefSeq lists its product as uncharacterized. Lineage: Eukaryota; Metazoa; Chordata; Actinopteri; Cypriniformes; Danionidae. Gene Ontology annotation, molecular function: DNA-binding transcription factor activity, RNA polymerase II-specific; RNA polymerase II cis-regulatory region sequence-specific DNA binding. The transcript is spliced from 3 exons. Bases 729 to 1700 code for a protein of 323 amino acids. Gene Ontology annotation, biological process: regulation of transcription by RNA polymerase II. The record is from RefSeq and is a predicted model, not a curated record. Gene Ontology annotation, cellular component: nucleus.